This is a messenger RNA of Purpureocillium takamizusanense, 3782 nucleotides long. It is a transcript of the gene MAD1, whose product is annotated as [Phosphatase 2A protein]-leucine-carboxy methyltransferase. Gene Ontology annotation, biological process: mitotic spindle assembly checkpoint signaling; attachment of mitotic spindle microtubules to kinetochore. Gene Ontology annotation, cellular component: mitotic spindle; kinetochore; nuclear envelope. The transcript has 2 exons. The record is from RefSeq and is a predicted model, not a curated record. Bases 1102 to 3414 code for a protein of 770 amino acids. NCBI's taxonomy places the organism in Eukaryota, Fungi, Ascomycota, Sordariomycetes, Hypocreales, Ophiocordycipitaceae.
CGUACUUGAACAUAUCCAAAAUAUUGAACACAAAUAGUCCGAAAUGUCGUCGAUUCGACCACUCGCAUCGCCCGCUCUUCGGGGCACUUUGCUGUACCCGAGCAGAAGAUUUCUCUCAUCAACAACGGCAAAUCGGGCUGUCGCAACGCCACCCCGUCAGCCAAUCUACGAGGGCGGUGACUUCGUCGGUGACGGUGGCGAGCCGCUGCCGGGAAGCUCGGGGAGGGGCCCAAAGGGCGCGAAGAAUUCGUAAUGCCGCCUCAGCGCGCAUUUUGCGAUUAUUCAAACAGCUUCAAGAUAUCAAAGUGCUAACAAAGUCGACGUCAGACCGGGCAUGCUCGCGGCGGCCGGAGCUGCGCUCGCGCUCGGGGCGUACUGGAUGUUCAAAGCCAAGCGCCCCGAGGCAUCCCAAGAGGCGACGGGUAAGGGCGAGAACACGAAGGCCAAAUGAAUCGUCCAGCCCUGCACCGCCACAUUGCUCACAAAAAUGAGAAGAAACUGUAAAGUAUAUGGGAUCGCUGAUGUUGCUCAUGACGAAAAAUUUGUCAGUCCUUCACUUGGGCACGCCGCUAUCUGUGCAGUAGGAUCUCGAUAGUAAGAGUUGUCAUUGUAUGGAGAAUUCCCGUCGUCUUCGCCCAGAAUCGGCGUCGCGCAUAGGUGUAGAUGUGGUCCAGAGCUUCGUCGAACAUGCGGCAGCCUAUGGCAUCCCGGAGGCAUCCAUACACAUAUCCAGAACUCCCAUGAAUGGCAGAGACACCCGUAUUGGCCAGACGCGAACAGCAUCUCUGACCUCUUCAUCGCACAUCAAGUACUACCGUCGCUCGGGGGAGACGACCGGGUGCAGAAAAGCGCAUACUCACAUCAUGAACGUCACUCAAACUGCACCAGAAAUCUUCGCGCGAUCCGUGGGAUGUGCUGGGAUUCACAAAGCAGCUUUGUCCUGCGUGGCAUCUUGGUUGCUUGCUUGCUUCCCGUGGUGAACCCUUACGAGUAGGCAACAUCACGUGACCGUGGAGCUGUCUUGCGAUCAACAACGUCAACUCGCGCUGCAGCUUCGAUCGCGCCAACGCAGCCCGCUCACGCGUCGUCUUCAACGCUACGAUGCGGAGCCACACACCGCAGGAGGGCGAGCGCAGCGGUCCUGGUGGCCGUCGCGGCUCCCUGACAAGCCGGUUGCGCGCCAGCACCUCCGCAUUGCCUCGGCCACAAACCAACUUGCGCGAGACAAGAAUUUCCUCAUUUCGCGCGACGCAGCCUACCUAUAACCUCAUUACCGGCGCGGAGCCCAAUUCUCGACCCUCGUCGCGGCAAAGUUACGCGGCAGAGUCUGUCCGUCCAGGCUCACGCGAAAGCUCCAAGGAAAACAUGGCGCCGCCCGACGCGGACGAGUACGAGAAAUACCGAAAGGAGAUAGAGUCUUUGAAGGCCGAAAUUGGUACCCUGCAGUAUCGCAUGCAGACCGCCGAGCAGGAGAAGGAAAUCGCUCUGUCUCAGCAGAACAACAAGUUGGAACAGGCACGUCGAAGCCAACAAGAUGAGGCACAGCAGCGGCAGCUUGCGGAAACCGACCGCGCCAAAGCCACAGAACAGGCUGAGUCGGUGCGGCGAGAGCUGGACGAGCUGAGAGAGAAGGCCGAAGCUGAGCAAAAGUCCUGGGAACGUAAAACGCGAGAGGCGCAAGACGAAGCGCGUCUUCUCCAGGAGCAGCUCGAUGACCUUUCCUCCGCAAGGGAAGAGGCCGCCCGAAUAGCCGAGAAGAAGAUGGCAGACCUGCAGAUGCAGAUCACCGCCUGCCAGAAUUCUAUCCAAGUGCUGGAGCAAGAGGGUCAGACAAAAGACGAUGCGCUGCAACACUCUCAGACCCAGUUGGCCGACAGGGAUGGCCGCAUCGCAGAGCUGGAGGCCGACGUCCUCCGUCUCAAGGCACAGAGCGGUGACGCCGAGACCAUGGAGAUUAUCAAACGAGAGCUCUCGGAGCAAGUACAGCACAUCCGCGCCCUGGAAGCCACCAAUCGUGACCAGCUGUCCGAACUCAAACACUUACGGUCUGUCAAUAAAGCCGUUGAGAUUGUUGAAGAGGAGAAGCGGACACUCCAGCGCAGGCUCGAGUCUGCAGAGACACUGGAGGCUGAGCUGACCGAGGCACGGCUACAGCGGCAGCGACUGGAGGACGAGCGCCGUGCGUGGACGUCGUAUCUGCAAAACGCAUCAGAGACCGAUGACGACGUGUUCGACUCGCCCGAGGCCAUGGCUCGGGCGCUGGUCCAGGAGCGGCUGACGACGGCGUCGUACGUGGAGCAGCUCGGCGCUCUCCGCGCCGAGAUGGCGGCUCAGGAAAACACGACGCAGUCGCUCAAAGAGGAGCGGACGCAGCUCAAAGAACAGCUCGAGACGGCCAAGGACACGGCGAGUACCUCGGCGACAGACAAGGCUCGCUUGCGGCUCGACCGACAGCGCGCUCUGGCACUGAAGGAAGUCGAGUACCUACGCGCACAGCUCAAGGCGAUUGACGAGGAGGAUCAUACGAUGCAGCCGGGUCAAUAUGACGAGGCUCGGGUUGCGCGGGUGCAGGCGCUGGAAAGCAUCGUCGACGAUUACAAGGCCGAGGUUCAGACGCUGCACGCCGAACUCUCGUCUCGAGAGCCGCAAGUGGGCACGCCGCAGCCCGCCGCUGCCGGGACAAAACGGUCCCGGCUGGACGACGAUGAAACGCAGGAGCAGCUGGGACAGCUUUCGCGCAAGAACCGGAAGCUCCAAGACGAGCUGACAUCGCUGCAAACCAAAGCGUCACUGCUGGAGAAGGACCUCGCCGCCAGCAGGGAGCAGCUCUUGGCGGCAAAGGAACGCGGCCAGACGCGCGUCCUGUCUCUCCGCUCGAACCCAACGUCGGACCACGAGGCGAUCAAGCGGUCAACGCUCGAGGCGCUCCAGAACGAGAAUAGAGACCUGCUCGCCAACCUGCGCGCGCGGCAUCCAGACCCAUCGGUGCCCGUCAUCCCCACGUCGGUGCUCGGCGCCAUGGAGCGCGAGAUCGCGGCCGCCAAGGCGGAGACGGCGUCGGCCAAAAAGUCGGCGCAGCGCCUCAAGGAGGUCUGGGGCUCCAAGUCGCACGAGUUCAAAGAGGCCAUCUUCUCCACGCUGGGCUGGACCGUCACCUUCAUCCCCAACGGCAAGAUGCGCGUCGAGAGCACCUUUUACCCGUCCCAGACGGACGAGCACGAGAACUCGAUUGUCUUUGACGGCGAGCGCGGGACCAUGAAGGUCGGUGGCGGGCCCCGGAGCGCCUUUGCCCGCCGCAUAGCAGACCAGAUCGGCUUCUGGGUCCGCGAGAAGGGCUGCAUCCCGGGCUUUCUGGCGGCGCUGACGCUAGAGUUCUACGAGGAGCACAAUGCCGCCAAGGCGGGAGAGGCAUAGAACGACUGAUGUAGAUUGACCGUCAACUGGACGAGUCUGUUUGUCUCGCGAAUGGCGCGCCGAAGGGAAUCGAUCGAGAGACACGCAUGCAUGCUUACGGAGUUGAACUGAUUCCAGGGCAGGCGCGGGCGGCGGGCACCUUGCCAACUGAGUUAAACCGAAUAAAGGCCAUGCGGUGCCAUAUUGGUGCAUGGGCAUUCCACGAGCGAUGUCAGGUGUUUUGGUCUUUGCACAAUGGAAACCAAUCAAAAGAUGAACAUUCAACUAGCUGUGUACUCCGCGUAUCUGGCCAUAACCAUACAUAUUGAAGCCGCGCCAUCGGCUGGCUUAGUUGAUGACGGAUUUUAUAUCCAUACACCCGUCGUGUC